AUUUUAGGUAUUCAUCACUCUUAAGACAGCAAGUCUUGCUUCCCUGGGUUUUACUUUCAUCUGAAGAUUGGCUAAAUGCAGAACCUGAUGGAUGGCAAAAGCUACUGUAACCUCAUCUGUGCUGAGGCUCAGCACAUACAGCUGGCAAGGCCUUUCUGUGCAGACCCCCUGGUCACGUUUCACGUGUACCCAGAAACACCAAACCAGGUCCCUUUGUCCGAAGAUCUGUCAUUCCUUCCGUUCGUGUCGGAGCAUCUCAUCACCGAGACCUUCUACACUGAGCCCUGCCCCUUUCCCUACCAAAUGCCCUAUUCCAAUCACAGCCUAGUCCUGCAGGCAGCAGCUUUUCCAAGUAUGGCUCGUUUGGAAGGGUCCCUGCCCAGGGGUCACAGGUACUGCAGUGUGAGGCCAGCUUUGGGCAAGUUUUCAUGUCCCACAGUUAACCCCUGCUGCAGGAGCUCUUUUGUUGUGUAUCCUGCCUGGAUUGCUGAGCCCCUCACACCCCAGAGGUGCCAGUGGAACAGCCCCUGCCUUCCCUCCCCUGGCCCAGCACGGAAGAGACUGGGGGAGUCAGGGGGCACAGACAGCAACGUGCCUGUGCUGGCUAGAGGGGAGCAAGAUGGGUUUUAUUACCAUGGUACAGUAAAAGAGGAGGUAGAGAGUGAAAGAGGCGUGUUCCUGGUAGAGUUUGCCAAACCAUUUGUGUCACGGGGAAGGCAUCCAGCGUGUGUGCAAAAAACAGCAAAGGAUGACAUCUUGGAAUAUGUGAAUGGGAUGAAGCACUCCUUGCUCCCUGGAGACAGAGUGCUGGCACCCUGGGAGCCAGAUGGGGCCAGGUAUGGCCCAGGAACUGUCCUCAGAGGCAUAGAGACAAGGGAUCCCUUACGAGCCUCAGAGGAUGAAGAAAUUAUGGUCCAAUUCUGGAAUGACAAGCAAGUGAAGCUCUCCCGUGGUGUGGCUCUGUGGAUCCCUCCUAGCCUGUGGGAGAGGAUUGUGGAGAUGAUCCACAUGCCCUUCACCAGCAGGCUGAAGCCCAGCCCAAGCCAGGACACUAACUCUUGCAUUUUUCCCUGCAGUCCUAAGCCAGCCCUGAUUCCUGUUUGUGCUGGGUGUAGCCUUGCCGAGCACUGCUUGCUCUGCUAUCCCUGCAGGCCACAUUUCCACCACUGCUGUGCUGGUGCUCUCUGCUGUCCAUCAGCCUGGGGAAGGUGCAUCUGCUGCUGCCAUGCCUGUGCUGGUGCCUGGUGGCCUCUUCCCUCCAGGCCUCUAGUCUUUCAGGAGAAAGCUGAAGAGGCAGAGUCCAGCAGCAAGCUCUUUCCAGGCCUUCUAGAACUGAAAGGCACAGAACAAGCAGAAGCUGCAGCUGUGGCAACGUCCUCUCCCUCUUCUGAUUCAGAGUGGGACCUGAAGCCAUCCCCCACUAAGAGUACUGUGGGGGACAGUGCUGUUAAUGCAGGCUCCAACUGUCUUGAAAAGCCCAGGCUAAAGAAUUCUGCAAGACCUGAGGGGAAAUACUGGGAAAGAAGGAAGCACAAGUCCCUUUCCAGUAAUUCAGGACCUGGAAGUUGUAGCAGCACAUGUACAAAGGGCCAGCAGGAACCCAAAGCCAUCUCCACUGGGGACAUGUCCAGUGUGGCCCCAGCUCAGCAAAGUGCAAUGUUUGAAAACAUCAGGUAGACUCCCAGAGGGCAACUCACACUGAGAGAAAUCCAAAGAGACCAAGAUUUCAAGCCAUCAUUGAGGAAAUGACUGAAGCAGUACUGUCUUGACUGAUGCAUAAAUGUGGAAGUCCUCCACUGCUUGUUCCGACUUUAAGACUCUUAACAAGGCACAAGAUAGACCCAAAGAAUAAUGUAGGUUGGAAAACACCCUUAGUUAGAAUCAUAGAGUCCAACUGUAACCUUAGCACUGCCAAGUUACUGAUAAGGAUGAGUCUCGCUACACUUUGUUUCAUGUAAGGUAAAACUCUAUUCUGCCCCAGUUGUUUUAGGAUUAACUGGUUAUUGUGUAUGUAGUGCUUUGAAAUUAUAAAGGAGUUGCUUAAGAGCUGAUCACUUGGUGUGCUGAAGUACUGUUUUCUCUAAUUUAAUUGCAGCCUUAGGCUCUGCAUUAGCCCUGCAGGCAGCGAGCCCCCUGCUGUGUUAGGAUAACAGAUCCCGAGGGGCACAAACUGCAGUGCAAUUCUCAGAGUUCAGUGCAGUAGCUGGGCUGCAGGGCUGUGCUCACAAGGAUGGGCUGGCAGAGGCUGGCUCCAGUGUGCCCACCAGCAGAGCAGUGACACCUGCCAGCCAGAGCAGCGUGGGAGCAGUGGAGCUGUGCAUCUCUAUACCUUUCCAUUUCUACUCAUCACAAACAACUGAGCCCAUGCUCCUUACCCAGCUGCAGCAUCCCAAACCCAGUUUGGCCUGGUUUUGCCUGGCAUAGAGCAAGUUUUCCUCCUAGUAGUUGGCACAGUGCUGUGUUUUGGAUUUAGUAGGAGUGUAGUGUUGAUAACAAACGAUGCUUUGGUUAUUGCUGAGUAGUGCUCACCCUGAAUCAAGGACUUUUCUCAUGCUCUGCCAAUGGGGAGGUGCACAAAAACCUGGGAGGGGGCACAGCUGUGACAGCUGACCCAAACUAUCCAAAAGGAAAUUCUAUACCACAGAAUGUCAUGUAUAUAAACAGGGAGAGUUGUCUGAGGGGCUGACUGCUGUCUGGGGACUGGGCACUGGUAAGCGAGUGGUGAGCAACUAUAUUGUGCAUUAGUUACUCUUCUUGGGUUUUAUUUAUCUCUCCCUUUUUCAUCACAAUUAUUACUGUUAUUAUCAUUGGUAUGAUCAUAUUUUACUUUGUAUCAAUUAAUAAACUGUUUUAUCUCAACCCACGAGUUUUAUUUUCUCCAGAUUCUCCUCCCCUCCUGCCAGGGGAGGUGGGCAGGGAGGGAGUGAGCUCUGUGGUACUUAAUUGUUGGUGGGGUUAAAUCACAGCAGCAACACUGGGGGGAAGCGGGGGGUUCACUCUAAAUUCAAAACAAACACAGGACA
Molecule: messenger RNA, 3023 nt
Organism: Ficedula albicollis (Collared flycatcher)
Lineage: Eukaryota; Metazoa; Chordata; Aves; Passeriformes; Muscicapidae
Gene: C5H11orf16
Product: chromosome 5 open reading frame, human C11orf16
Exons: 8
Coding region: 76-1677 (533 amino acids)
Source: RefSeq, a predicted model, not a curated record